Molecule: messenger RNA, 515 nt
Organism: Styela clava
Lineage: Eukaryota; Metazoa; Chordata; Ascidiacea; Stolidobranchia; Styelidae
Source: RefSeq, a predicted model, not a curated record
CUCGGAUCCACCGAGUUUCAGAAUGGAUAUCUUAUAUCUCUCCCAAGAACACGGGGACACAAAAGAAAUUGACACGACCACUUCACCGGAAACAGUGGAAAUCAAUACUCUGUCGAACACCAUGCAUUGGACCAUAGUAUCCAACGACACGGAACUUGUUUCACUUCCUGAACAAAAACCGCAAAGUAGUUAUAUCUACCUCACUGUCAGCAUUAUACUCGGAAUCCUCCUAGGAAUUGUGUUGGUUGCUCUGUUGGCUCUCACCAUAAGGAAUGGGAGUCUGAAACGAAAGCUCCAAGCAGAAAAUCUGAACUCUCAGAACCCAACAGCAAUCUCGGUAAUUGCAGGUGAAAGUGGCGAACAGAAUCCGUACGACUUUGCCAACGAAGAAGUCGCAGGAACAAGCAACAAUGCUUUCGCAAACGUAGCGGAUGCGGUUUACAGCGUUGUAAACAAACAAUCAAAAAAGAGCGCGAUGCCGCAGUGAUGAUGCAGUUCAUUGACCAAUUAUUAUA